CCGCGGCUGACCCGCUGCACCUGCCAGCCUGGUGGCUCCCGGCGGUUGCUAUCUCUCCCAGUCGAGCGCAGGAUGCGGGUUCAGCACCCGGAGGUCACGGGAGACUGAGUGGAGACCCGAGCGUUGCAGAACGAAGCCUAGACCACAGGAAGUCGAGCCGCAGCCUGAAGCGGACUCCGAGGCCCCUAGAGCGGAGCGCCUUGCGGAAACCAUUGGCACCUCAAAGGUUUCCUCAGGCCUGGUGCCCAAGCUUCCCGUGUGUGGAUUGGGGAAAUAGGAACGAGGCGCGAUGAGGAGCCGGAGUAAUUCGGGGGUCCGGCUGGACGGCUAUGCUCGGCUGGUGCAUCAGACCAUCCUGUGCCAUCAGAAUCCAGUAACAGGAUUGCUUCCAGCCAGCUAUGAUCAGAAAGAUGCCUGGGUCCGAGAUAAUGUGUAUAGCAUCCUGGCUGUGUGGGGUUUGGGCCUGGCAUAUCGGAAAAAUGCAGACCGUGAUGAGGACAAGGCAAAGGCCUAUGAACUGGAGCAGAGUGUAGUGAAGUUAAUGAGGGGCCUGCUGCACUGCAUGAUCAGACAGGUGGAUAAAGUAGAGUCCUUCAAGUAUAGUCAGAGUACUAAGGAUAGUCUCCAUGCCAAAUACAACACCAAAACGUGUGCCACUGUAGUGGGUGAUGACCAGUGGGGACACCUGCAGUUGGAUGCUACUUCUGUGUACCUGCUCUUCCUAGCACAAAUGACUGCCUCAGGACUCCAUAUCAUCCACAGCCUAGAUGAAGUCAAUUUUAUACAGAACCUUGUAUUUUACAUUGAAGCUGCUUAUAAAACUGCUGACUUUGGUAUAUGGGAACGUGGAGACAAGACCAACCAAGGCAUCUCAGAAUUGAAUGCGAGUUCAGUUGGAAUGGCCAAGGCAGCCCUGGAAGCACUAGAUGAAUUAGACUUGUUUGGUGUGAAAGGUGGGCCACAAUCAGUCAUUCAUGUCCUGGCUGAUGAAGUACAACACUGCCAGUCAAUCCUGAAUUCACUACUGCCCCGCGCUUCAACAUCCAAAGAAGUUGAUGCCAGUCUGCUCUCAGUGAUCUCUUUCCCAGCCUUUGCUGUGGAGGACAGCCGUUUGGUGGAGCUCACCAAACAGGAGAUCAUCACCAAGCUUCAGAGUUGUGCAGAUGUACAAGCUUCAAGGCCUUUUUCUCUGUGUCCCCAGGGUCGUUAUGGUUGUUGUCGUUUUCUACGAGAUGGAUAUAAAACUCCUAAAGAGGAUCCCAAUCGUCUGUACUAUGAACCAGCUGAGCUGAAGCUAUUUGAAAACAUUGAAUGUGAAUGGCCAUUGUUCUGGACAUACUUUAUUCUUGAUGGGGUCUUCAGUGGAAACACAGAACAGGUUCAAGAAUAUAGAGAGGCUCUUGAUGCAGUCCUCAUCAAGGGCAAAAAUGGAGUUCCACUUCUUCCAGAGCUAUACAGUGUUCCUCCUGACAGGGUUGAUGAAGAGUAUCAAAAUCCUCACACUGUGGAUCGAGUUCCUAUGGGAAAAUUGCCUCACAUGUGGGGUCAGUCUCUAUACAUUUUAGGAAGCUUGAUGGCAGAGGGGUUUUUAGCUCCUGGAGAAAUUGAUCCCCUGAAUCGUAGGUUUUCUACUGUACCAAAGCCAGAUGUGGUGGUUCAAGUCUCCAUUUUGGCUGAAACAGAAGAAAUCAAGGCCAUUUUGAAGGACAAAGGAAUUGAUGUGGAGACCAUUGCUGAGGUGUACCCCAUCAGAAUACAGCCAGCUCGUAUUCUCAGCCACAUUUAUUCCAGUCUAGGUUGCAACAGUAAAAUGAAACUCAGUGGCCGACCCUACAGGCUCAUGGGUGUGCUUGGAACAUCAAAACUCUAUGACAUUCGCAAAACAAUCUUUACUUUCACUCCACAGUUUAUAGACCAGCAACAGUUUUACUUUGCUCUGGACAACAAGAUGAUAGUAGAGAUGCUUAGAACAGACCUCUCCUACCUCUGUAGCCGUUGGAGGAUGACGGGCCAGCCUACCAUCACUUUCCCCAUCUCACACACCAUGCUUGAUGAAAAUGGAACCAGCUUGAAUUCAAGCAUCUUGGCAGCACUCCUAAAAAUGCAGGAUGGCUAUUUUGGUGGGGCAAGGAUCCAGACAGGUAAAUUGUCAGAGUUUUUGACAACAUCUUGCUGCACACACUUAAGCUUCAUGGACCCUGGACCUGAGGGUAAGCUGUACAGUGAAGAUUAUGAUGAAGACUAUGAUGAGCUGGAAUCAGGCAACUGGAUGGAUAACUAUGAUUCAACAGGUAAUGCUUGCUGUGGUGAUGAAGUUGCUCGUUAUUUAGACCACCUUUUGGCACACACUGUUCCCCAUCCUAAACUAGCUCCUACUUCACAGAAGGGAGGGCUAGAUCGGUUCCGAGCUGCUGUGCAAACAACUUGUGACUUAGUGUCCUUGGUGACCAAGGCCAACGAGCUGCAUGUACAGAAUGUUCCCAUGUACCUUCCUACAACGUUAUUUCAACCUUCUCGUCCUUUGCUCAAUUUACUGGACUCACCUCCGUCUCCUCAAGAUAACCAGGUUCCUUCUGUUCGUGUAGAAGUACAUCUUCCUAGAGACCAGUCAGGGGAAGUGGACUUUCAGUCACUGGUUUUACAGUUGAAGGAGACCUCAAGCUUACAAGAGCAAGCUGAUAUACUCUACAUGCUGUAUUCACUGAAAGGACCUGACUGGGACACUGAAUUGUAUGAAGAAGGGGGUGCUACUGUCAGGGAGCUUCUUAGUGAACUAUAUGGCAAAGUUGGUGAAAUUCGACACUGGGGUCUGAUCCGAUACACCUCUGGGAUCUUAAGGAAGAAGGUGGAGGCACUUGAUGAGGCCUGCACAGACCUUCUCUCCCACCAGAAGCACCUGACGGUAGGACUUCCUCCAGAGCCUCGAGAGAAAACCAUCUCUGCACCUCUACCAUAUGAGGCCCUCACUAAGCUGAUAGAUGAAGCCAGUGAAGGAGACAUGAACAUUUCAGUCCUUACACAGGAAAUAAUGGUAUAUCUUGCAAUGUAUAUGAGAACUCAGCCCGGCCUCUUUGCUGAAAUGUUCCGACUUCGAAUUGGUCUGAUCAUACAAGUUAUGGCAACAGAACUGGCCCACUCUCUUCAAUGCUCAGCUGAAGAAGCCACAGAGGGCCUGAUGAAUCUGAGUCCUUCAGCCAUGAAGAACCUCCUGCAUCACAUUCUCAGUGGCAAAGAGUUUGGAGUGGAACGAAGCGUUCGUCCCACUGAUUCAAAUGUGAGCCCUGCUAUUUCCAUCCAUGAGAUUGGCUCUGUUGGAGCAACAAAAACAGAACGAACUGGAAUCAUGCAGUUAAAAAGUGAGAUAAAGCAGGUGGAAUUUCGUAGACUGUCUAUCUCUCCUGAGAAUCAGGUGGAAUUUCGUAGACUGUCUAUCUCUCCUGAGAAUCAGACUAGUGGUGGUCAUCUCUCAGGUAUAGAUGUGAUGUCACCAUCCUUUCUGUCCCCUGUAGCCUGUACUACUGCAAGUAAUGGAUCCUUCCCUACUGUGUGUGGUCAACAGACAUCUAAAGAUAGUCGCCAAGGUCAAUGGCAGAGGAGGAGAAGAUUAGAUGGAGCACUAAAUAGAGUACCGGUUGGAUUUUAUCAGAAAGUAUGGAAAAUUUUGCAGAAGUGUCAUGGACUUUCUGUGGAAGGUUUUGUUCUUCCUUCUUCAACCACCAGAGAGAUGACCCCAGGAGAGAUUAAAUUCUCUGUCCACGUGGAGUCUGUUCUGAAUCGUGUACCUCAACCUGAGUACCGCCAACUUUUGGUUGAAGCCAUUCUUGUCCUUACCAUGCUGGCAGAUAUUGAAAUUCACAGCAUUGGGAGCAUCAUUGCUGUGGAAAAAAUAGUACAUAUUGCCAAUGACUUGUUCCUUCAAGAACAGAAAACCCUCGGCGCUGAUGAUGUCAUGUUGGCCAAGGAUCCUGCAUCUGGCAUCUGUACUCUUCUGUAUGACAGUGCACCCAGUGGCAGAUUUGGCACCAUGACCUACCUCUCCAAAGCAGCUGCCACCUAUGUGCAGGAGUUUCUGCCACACAGCCUCUGUGCCAUGCAGUGAGGGCUGUGGCUUCUGACUGCUGGAUGCCUUUCAGCAUCUGGUCCCUGUCUUAGUUGGUUUGCAUAGAACUGAAAUGUUAGCACCUGACCACUCCCCAUGCCCCUUUCCUGCCCAUCCCUCCCACGAAGAGAGAACUUUGCUGAUAAUCUCAAUACUUUUGAAGAAAAGAACCCUUACUGGGAAACUUGCCUCCAGUUUUGAGAAGUUCAACAAGUCUACAAUCACUAUCCCUACUUCCUUUAUGGUUCAGAACAGUCUGCAUGUGGGUUUACUCUGUAGAGCUGUUACCAGCUUAGUUUUCUACCUCCUAUUGGGAAGCAGGUAUUAAUAAGUUAUUCUGAAGCUCAGUUUUCUCAUUUCUGGGCUUUCUUUUGUCUUUGUGUGUGUGUGUGUGUGUGUGUGUGUGUGUGUGUGUGUGUGUGUGUGUGUGUGUAUGUGUGUGUGUGUGUGAGUGGUGAAUCUUUAUUGGGCUGUUACUUCAAGAGCAUAGAUGCUAAGUCAUUGGAUUUUAUGCUGCUAUAAAUUGGACAUGUCUACUUUAAGUGCCUUUACUUAGGAAAAGCCAGCACCAGAUCAUGGCUUCCUUCUUCACUCAAAGGUUGCUUCAUUUUGAGUGGUGAAAUAGUUUCUCUAUAGAAGUAUUGCCUUUCACUGUUGUCCUUUCUAUAGCUGCCCAUUGCCUACUCUGUGGUGAAAUAUUAAAAAAAGUAAGCUCACAUGUAAGCUUAAGAAUUUCUGUGUUAACACUUGAAGUCACAUUUUAUGGGGACAGAUGCUACCAGGCACAUAUUUGAGAACAUAUGGAAUUACCCAGAGAAAUGGAGCCAGGAGCCCAAUUCCAAAGAGGAAGGGAAAGGAGAGAAGUUAUGUAGGAUAGGUUUGCUUUACACACAGGGAGGCAAGAGCCCACCAGAGUUAGGUAGGGUGCUUGUGGACAGCCUUGGACACAAAAUCCUUGCCUCUAGAGAAUAGCCCUCAUACAACACAGAGAGUAACUGAAGCCUGUCUUCAGCAGAGAGAAAUCCAGGAGUCUGGUCUGUGGCUGCUGUACAAAUCACCCCUCUCCAUCUCACUUAUUCACCCCCACCACACCCAAGCACCCCUUCAUAGCUCCCUCCUUUCCCACAUCUAUUCUUCGCUUCUUUCACUUACAUUUGUUUUCAGUUCUUAACUCAAGUACUUACAUCCUUUGAUCUUGGUAUUUGUAGCCAAAGACCUAUUGUUACACAUCUCUCUGUGUAUGUUUGUAGUGGUUAAAUAAAUAAUUAAGCAUUUUGGAUGUGUGUAUGUGUGUGUGUGUCUGUCUGUCUGUCUCUACAUUUAAUGGAUUAAAUAAACAUGUAGGUAAUAUUGCAAACCAAGCCUGAUUAUACUCACUACUAAUCUUGAGAAGCUGAGGCAGGAGGAUUGUGAGUUCAAAGCCACCCUGGGCUACCUAGCAAGCUCCAGGCAAGCCUGAGUAUGAGGCCCUGGCUCAAAAACAUUUUAAAGCAUGUUGUGUGAGAGAGAGCCAUCCAGCUGGCCUCAGGAGGACACACAGAGGGUAGCAGAAAUACACCUUCCAUCCCAUUCUCUGGUUCCAUGUAUAGGUAGCCUAGCUUAGCAGAGACUUCUCCUGAUUUUCUUUGUUUCUACCCAGAUCAUUUCCUACUUCACACCUCGUUCCCUAAGAUUUUUAAGGGUUUUCUUCCAGGACAGUAAUGAGUAUGAUGGGGCUGGCUAGCGAACAGUCACAGAAUCAGGUACAGUCUUCAGAGCACGCCAGCCAAGCACAGUGAGUUAGCAAACUGGUGGUAGAAAGAAGCAAAGGGCAGGUGACCCAUCUUUUCCCGAUCAUCAGCCAUGGGAACACAUAAUGAGUAGUUUUAUGAGUGCAUGGUUUUCUGCUCACUUUUGAGGAGAACAUACAACCUGUUCUGUCACCUGUUUGUCUUUUCACAGCUUGUAAGUGUGCCCCGAUCACAGAAGCCACCCAGCACUAUGGGUGGGAGCUGCCACUCCUUCUAGGACCUAUUUUCUUGAAUUGACUCUGAUGCCUGCAUUUCUCUGGGGUUACUGACUUGUCUGUCCAUGUAAUACCCAGUAGUUGACAUUUAAUUUCUAAAGUAACUUUUCACAAAACAUUACUUGUGUUUUUUCCUUUUGUUGUUUUUUUGUUGUUGUUUCUGUUUUUUUUUCUGAGACAGGAUUUCUCUUUGUAACAGUUCUGGCUAUUUUGGAACUCACUCUGUAGACCAGACUAGCUUCGAGCUCACAGAGAUCCACCUGCCUCUGCCUCCCAAGUGCUAGGAUUAAAGGUUUGCAGUACCAUUACCUGGCUAAGUAUUAAAUAAGAGUGUUAAUAUGAAGAAAAAACCAUCCUGGAACUUUUUUUAAAAGUACAUAAUGUUUUGAAGUUAGAAUAAAGAAUACGAAUCUCCUA
Mesocricetus auratus (golden hamster) is the source of this 6521-nucleotide messenger RNA. RefSeq names its product phosphorylase kinase regulatory subunit alpha 1 (gene Phka1). Gene Ontology annotation, molecular function: calmodulin binding. Gene Ontology annotation, cellular component: phosphorylase kinase complex. Lineage: Eukaryota; Metazoa; Chordata; Mammalia; Rodentia; Cricetidae. Bases 290 to 4099 code for a protein of 1269 amino acids. The transcript has 34 exons. The record is from RefSeq and is a predicted model, not a curated record. Gene Ontology annotation, biological process: glycogen metabolic process.